AUGUCUACAACAACCACCUCCAUACAGCUCACCGACACCGUCGGCUGGGCUUCUAGCCGCCCCAACGCCACCACCACCACCAGCAGGAGCAGAGCCGCCCCAGGCCGGACCGAGGAUGAGGUGCUCGCCGCCUCGCGCGAGGUCGACUCCGCGGCGCCCGACGGCGGCUACGGCUGGGCGAUUGUCGCGAGCGGCUGCGUGCUCAUGUGGUGGGGUGUCGGCACGACGUACGCCUGGGGCGUCAUCCAGCGCACGCUCGUCAACGACGGGCUCGCGGGGCCGGCCGUCGUGUCCUUUAUCGGCUCGCUGCAGGCGGCCAUGGUGUCGCUGUGCGCGACCGCGAAUGCACGGCUGCUGCAGUAUCUGGGCCCGCGGCGCACGGCGCUGACGGGCGUCGCGCUGAUGGGCGGGUGCGAGAUUCUGAGCAGCUUCACGACGCACAACCUGGGCGGGCUCUUCGUCACGUCAGGAGUGUUGUUCGGGCUCGGUGUCAGCUUCAUCUUUUGUGUCAUCACCUCCAUUCCUUCACAGUACUUUAGCAAGAAAAGAGGACUCGCAAAUGGUCUCAUAUUUGCAGGCAGUGGUCUGGGCGGCGCAGCGAUUAGUUUUGCGCUGGAUCCUCUGAUUGAAAAGAUUGGCCUCCCCAUGACUUAUCGCGUGCUCGGCAUCACGACUCUUGCCACCGGACUGCCAGCAGCCUGGAUCAUGAAGGAGCGUACAAGCUUACCUCGGCGCAAGUUUAUUGACUGGAAAAUGUUCAAGUCGGUCAAUUUCGUCUUAAUCUGCGCCGCCACGGCCAUUGGCACCUUUCCGCUCUACGUACCGCCCUUCUUCCUCCCGCUGUACGCCAACUCUCUCGGGUUCUCGUCGGCGACUGGUGCUGGCCUCGUCGCUGGCUUCACGCUGUCGUCUGCGGCCGGUCGCAUCGUCUGCGGCUACCUGUGCGACAUCAUGGGCGCCAUCAAUGUGCUCUUUACGUCGCUUCUCCUGACAGCCGUGAGCAUGCUAGCCAUCUGGCCCGCUUCGACGACGCUGGGCCCUCUAGUUCUUUUUGUAGUCAUCAACGGCCUUUCCAACGGCGGCUUUUUCUGCACCAUGCCGACUGUGGCGAGCAACGUCUUUGGCAGCGCACGAGUAAGCACGGUCAUGAGCAUGAUCAUCACGGGCUGGAUUGGUGGCUACUUGAUGGGCGCUCCGAUUGCUGGCUAUCUGUUGGAAGCGUUUGGCGGCGCGGAAAAGGGUCUGACGGCAUAUCGACCUGCCAUGCUGUACGGCGGCUCUCUCAGUCUACUGUCGGCGUUGUUGGUGCUCAUUGCAAAGUUUAGGGUUAACAAAAAGGUGUUUGUCAAAGUGUAG
Akanthomyces muscarius is the source of this 1356-nucleotide messenger RNA. RefSeq lists its product as uncharacterized. The transcript has 5 exons. Gene Ontology annotation, molecular function: transmembrane transporter activity. Gene Ontology annotation, cellular component: fungal-type vacuole membrane. Lineage: Eukaryota; Fungi; Ascomycota; Sordariomycetes; Hypocreales; Cordycipitaceae. Bases 1 to 1356 code for a protein of 451 amino acids. Gene Ontology annotation, biological process: transmembrane transport. The record is from RefSeq and is a predicted model, not a curated record.